Messenger RNA from Theobroma cacao (cacao), 2505 nucleotides. Its product is annotated as ternary complex factor MIP1 leucine-zipper protein (Protein of unknown function, DUF547). The record is from RefSeq and is a predicted model, not a curated record. NCBI's taxonomy places the organism in Eukaryota, Viridiplantae, Streptophyta, Magnoliopsida, Malvales, Malvaceae.
AAAAUUUGUUUUUGUUUUUGUUAUUGUUUUUGGUUAGUCCAUCUGUUACGCUAUUCUUGUAUGGUGCUUUUAAGCUCCAAUCCUCUCGUCGUUUUCUGCCCUUCUUCUCUUGAUCUCUUGUUUGCUUUUGUUUCUUUGCUUCACUCUUUUCGAGACCCUUAAAAUACUAAUAACAAAACCUUGAUCCAUGGAGCACCGUUGUUUAUAUAUUUUUACCAUGGAAACUUACAUGUAGAAAGGCAUUAUACAUUGCAGGCAUUUCUGUUUCUUGGUCGCUUUACUUUCAAGUUUCCCGCUCUGUAACUUAGAAUAAACAAAGGGUCAUGAAAAUAUUAGAAGUAAGAGUGUAGAUAUUGUUGCAUUGUUUGCUUGUUUUAUUUUUUGAGGCCGAAAAGCCAAAAAAAGAAAGAAAAAGAAGAUGAUGAACACAAGAGUCCGCACCGCUCAUCAGUCCAUGAAAGCUCCUUUAAGUCAUGACAGCAAUAAAAAGGAGAAGAUGGAGAAGAGUCAGGGAGGCAGGGCACUUGGUACCGGCAAAGCUCUGACCAAUCGGCGAAGAUCAAACAGGGAAAGGAAAAUGGCCUUAUUACAAGAUGUUGAUAAGCUAAAAAGGAAGCUUAGACAUGAAGAGAAUGUGCAUAGAGCUUUGGAAAGAGCUUUUACUAGACCUUUAGGAGCACUUCCUCGGCUUCCUCCUUACCUACCUCCUUAUACACUAGAGCUACUUGCUGAAGUAGCUGUUUUGGAAGAGGAAGUUGUUAGGCUUGAAGAGCAAGUGGUGAAUUUUAGGCAAGGCCUCUAUCAGGAGGCUGUCUAUGCAUCUUCCAAGAGGAAUGUGGAGAAUUUGAAUGAAUCAAUUGAGCAGUCUCCGGUCAGAAGUUCUAAACACCAGCGAUCAAAGUCUUUGUCCGUCAAUGAGAUGAGUUCGGUGACAACCAUUGGCAAGCCACAACCAUCCCUUGCCAGAAGUGUUUCAAGCAGAAAGCUAUUGCCUCCAGAUACUACUAAUGAACGAAAUGGGCUGUGCUUUAGCAGGCCAACAAAUGGGAGACAAGCUUCCACAAAACUCAAUUCUGCUUCUGGAGAUGUAAGAGGAAAAGAGAAUCAAUCAUUUGCCAAUGCUGUGAAGGAUAAGCAAUCUCCUGAAAAGAAAAUUACCAAAGUUGUGACCCCAGUAAAGAGACUUCCUACCAAGCAUGAGUCAGCUAACAAAUGUUUGGAUGCUCUGAAGUCACAGCUAGAUGGUAGAUUAGUAGACCAGGAAAGAGCACAAGAAAGCCCUUCUGGUUCUUCAGAUGAUAAAGUAUCAGAAGCUGAUAGUACACCAAACAAAAUAUCUGAGGAUACUGUAAGGUGCUUGUGCAGCAUUUUUGUGAGGUUGAGCACCUUGAAGGACAGAUCCGUGGAAUCCGGGAUUUUACCUUCCCAAUCAGCAGCCAAUUCUUAUGAAAUAAGUAGAGAAAGUGAAUUUCAAGACCCUUAUGGUAUCUGUUCAGAUUCGAAAACUAGAGAUAUUGGCCCCUAUAAGAAUCUUUGCACGAUUGAAGCUAAUACAGUUGAUCUUAGCCGAAGAAUGAAUGCUUUGUUUCUGAUCCAUAGACUAAAGUUCCUACUUGGGAAGCUCACAUCUGUCAAUUUAGAUGGUCUUAGCCAUCAGCAGAAGCUUGCAUUCUGGAUAAACACUUAUAAUUCCUGUAUGAUGAAUGCAAUUCUGGAGCAUGGGAUUCCUGAGACUCCUGAAUCGGUUGUAGGGCUAAUGCAAAAGGCUACGAUAGUUGUGGGAGGACACUUGCUAAAUGCAAUAACAAUUGAGCAUUUCAUUUUAAGGCUGCCUUUCCAUCUAAAAUUUACCUGUUCUAAAGCAGCAAAAAAUGAUGAGAUGAAAGCACGCAAUAUAUUUGGACUGGAGUGGUCGGAACCCUUGGUUACAUAUGCUCUUGCAUGUGGAAGCUGGUCAUCUCCAGCGGUGAGAGUAUACACAGCAUCUCACGUUGAAGAUGAGCUGGAAACAGCCAAGAGAGACUACCUACAGGCAGCAGUUGCCAUCUCAAGAACAAACAAGUUAAUAAUUCCAAAGCUUUUGGAUUGGUAUCUGCUUGACUUUGCAAAGGAUUUGGAAUCAUUGCUGGAUUGGGUUUGUCUGCAGCUUACAAAUGAGCUGAGGAACGAAGCAGUUAAAUGCCUAGAAAGAAAGGGGAAAGAGCCUCUUUCACAACUAGUGCAAGUAAUGCCAUAUGAUUUCAGUUUCAGAUUGCUUUUAGGCCGUUGAAAAUUAUAUUUCGCAAUGGAUAUCGUUCGUUCAGCAAAAGGUUCAUGAGCUUGUGAUUGGUGGGUCUAUAUACUGAAUUACUAAUAUACUAGACACAGUGAAAGUACAUAUAUAAUCUAGCAUCUGUAAAAAAAAGAAAGUGGGUGGAGGUGAAUAACUGGUUUUACUUACAAAUGGAUUCUGGAGAUGGUGAUUGGUUCAUUGAAAUUGAAUUUUCAGAGUAUUCAUUUAUGUUA